GCGCCCCAUGGUAUCGUCCUGAAGACCCAUCGAUUACUCUACGCUCCCACUCGGCCUCUAUCGACUCGCUCCGGCUCCCCUCGCUAUCCUUGGUCAAGGCAGAGUGCGGAGCGCGUGUAAGAUGCUCUGACCUUUGACCCCUUCAGAUCAGUUCUCCUGCCCUGGUCGAGAUUCAUUUUUCCCAGCAGCCACGCCAUGAACACCACCCCAGGAACAGUGGGUAGUGACCCCGUCAUCUUAGCCACUGCGGGCUAUGACCACACUGUGCGGUUCUGGCAGGCCCACAGCGGGAUCUGCACACGCACCGUGCAGCAUCAGGAUUCCCAGGUGAAUGCACUCGAAAUCACUCCAGACCGAAGCAUGAUUGCUGCUGCAGGUUAUCAGCACAUCCGCAUGUAUGAUCUCAACUCCAAUAACCCCAACCCCAUCAUCAGCUAUGAUGGAGUCAAUAAGAACAUCGCAUCUGUGGGCUUCCAUGAAGAUGGCCGUUGGAUGUACACAGGCGGGGAGGACUGCACAGCCCGAAUCUGGGACCUCAGGUCCCGAAAUCUGCAGUGUCAGCGGAUCUUCCAGGUGAAUGCACCCAUUAAUUGCGUGUGCCUGCACCCCAACCAGGCAGAGCUCAUCGUGGGUGACCAGAGCGGUGCUAUCCACAUCUGGGAUCUGAAAACAGACCACAAUGAGCAGCUGAUCCCAGAGCCAGAGGUCUCCAUCACGUCUGCCCAUAUUGACCCUGAUGCCAGCUACAUGGCGGCAGUCAAUAGCACUGGAAACUGCUAUGUCUGGAAUCUGACUGGGGGUAUUGGUGACGAGGUGACCCAGCUCAUCCCCAAGACCAAGAUCCCAGCCCAUACCCGCUACGCUCUGCAGUGUCGUUUCAGCCCUGACUCUACGCUCCUUGCCACCUGCUCAGCUGACCAGACAUGUAAGAUUUGGAGGACAUCCAACUUUUCCCUGAUGACAGAGCUGAGCAUCAAGAGCAGUAACCCUGGAGAGUCAUCGCGUGGCUGGAUGUGGGGCUGUGCCUUCUCAGGGGACUCCCAGUACAUUGUCACAGCUUCAUCUGACAAUUUGGCCCGCCUUUGGUGUGUGGAGACUGGCGAGAUCAAGAGAGAGUAUGGUGGCCACCAGAAAGCUGUUGUUUGCUUGGCCUUCAAUGACAGUGUGCUAGGCUAGCCUAUACCCUUGGGACCGCAGGCAGCUAUCAGGCAAUGGGGACAGCCUGUGCAGUGCCUCCAGCCAGAUGUACCUAUAUCACCUGGUCAGAGCAAAACCUCUGGGCUAGCCUCUGCCUACCAGGUUCACUGGACCUAAGCAGGCUACCCCAGCAUCUCUCAGCCAGCCUAGACCUGCUAUCUUCUCUAGAACUCCCUCAGUGCCCAUUUGCUCAUUAGGAGCCCACCAAGUCAGGGUAUACAUGCCUGGGCUGAGAGAGCCUGCAUUCCUUUCAGAGAGAUUGAGCCCAUGGGCCUGGAACCUGACCAAGGCUGGUGCCUACCUCUACAUCAUGCUUCCCCUUCCUGGCCCCAUCAGAUCCCGAGGCUCAGAGAACACCACCGCGGCCAGGUGCAAGGGUUUAUUAGUCCCUGCCAGCAGCUGCCCUCCAUGGUGCUGGUGACCAGGCAGCUGCUGGCCUUUAGGGACAAGGUCCAGACUGGGUCAGGCAGGGGACUUAGUCUGGAAGGUAAUAAAAGCAGAUGGACAUGCA
This is a messenger RNA of Heterocephalus glaber (naked mole-rat), 1708 nucleotides long. It is a transcript of the gene Mlst8, whose product is annotated as MTOR associated protein MLST8. Gene Ontology annotation, molecular function: protein binding. NCBI's taxonomy places the organism in Eukaryota, Metazoa, Chordata, Mammalia, Rodentia, Bathyergidae. Gene Ontology annotation, cellular component: TORC2 complex; TORC1 complex. The record is from RefSeq and is a predicted model, not a curated record. Gene Ontology annotation, biological process: TOR signaling; regulation of actin cytoskeleton organization.